AUGUCCUCUUCUGACGAGGAGGCUGUCCGCCGUCCCGGCCGCAGCAAUGGCGUGCAAAGUCCUUCCCAAAAUGAUGGCCAUGACUCCGGCGAUGAGAACAAGAGCCCCUACGGAGCAGGAAAUGAUAAUAUGGAGGAGGACGAUGACGCCGAUCUCUUCGGCUCGGAUGGAGACGAUAACGAAGGAGAAAAUGACAAGCCUCACCGUACCCUAGAAGACGAACAGCUGGAUUCGGGUGAUGACGAGAACCGAUACGAUCGUCGCGAAGACCGCAUGGAUGAGGCACCCGAUCAGGAUGAUUUCGCCGAGACAGUUAACAUUAUGGACGUGGGCCUCGCGCGGGCGCCAGUGCCAGCGACCAAUGAUGGACAGGUAUACACCAUGCGAAUUCCGGACUUUCUCUCGAUCGAGUCGGAGGAGUUCAACCCAGCAACCUACGUUGCGCCUCCAUAUGCCACAGCUGCCACAUCACUCUGUUGGCGCAAAGAUCCCAAAGAUGGAUCUCUUUUGCAGUCAAAUGCGCGUUUCAUCCGAUGGGAAGAUGGCUCCAUGACUCUUCAGCUUGCGUGCGCCCCUCUUGAACAAUACCGCAUUGCAUCCAAACCUCUUUGUCCCCUCACCAAGUCCGGCGAGUACGAUACAAAGCUGGACUCACAUGUUUAUCUUGGCGCCGCAAUAGAAACUGCUUCGCUCUUCCGAUUGACUUCUCACGUCACACAUGGACUCACCGUUUUACCAACAACAAUGGAGACAGACGAUGCCGUCCUGAAACUUCAAGCCUCGUUGGCUGCGGCCACUCGUGGUAACAAGAAGACCGCCGAUGGAUCAGCGCCCGUCAUUGAUACAAUUGAGGAUCCUGAACUUGCUCAACGAAAGGCGGAGCAUCUGGAGAGGGAGGCCUUGCGGGCCGAACGUCGUCGCCAGCAGCUUGCGGAUCGCGAAGCAGACCGUGGACGCCGUGCACCCGCUCCUCGCUCUGGGCCGAGCGGCCUCAGCGUUGGUGGCCUCGAAGAUGAUGGCCUGGCUACACGAGCUCGUGCUAAGCCCCGCCGCCCUAACCGCCGUGGUGAGAUCUACUCUGAUGACGACGAUGAUUAUGGCCGUGGUGCCCGCUCCCGCGAGGAUGAGUACGAUGAAGACGACGGCUUCCUUGUCGGAAGCGAUGAAGAAAUUGAGGAGGUCGAUGAUGAGGAGGAGGAAGAAUUGGAAGAUGAAGAUAUGGAUGCGGAGGGCGAGGUAGAUGAUGAGGUUGCCCCGGCAAAGGCUGCCCGCAAGCCGGAGGCACCUCGUUCGGGAACACCUCCGGCCCGAAAGAAGAAUCGUUAUGUCGUGGAUUCCGACGAUGAGGAGUAG
Messenger RNA from Penicillium verhagenii, 1353 nucleotides. RefSeq names its product Paf1-complex subunit LEO1. The record is from RefSeq and is a predicted model, not a curated record. Bases 1 to 1353 code for a protein of 450 amino acids. Gene Ontology annotation, molecular function: RNA polymerase II C-terminal domain phosphoserine binding. Gene Ontology annotation, biological process: transcription elongation by RNA polymerase II; positive regulation of transcription elongation by RNA polymerase II. Gene Ontology annotation, cellular component: nucleus; Cdc73/Paf1 complex. The transcript has 3 exons. NCBI's taxonomy places the organism in Eukaryota, Fungi, Ascomycota, Eurotiomycetes, Eurotiales, Aspergillaceae.